UGUUGUCAAGAAAAUAACCAUAGUUUCAUAAUAUUAUUAUUAUUAUAGCAUAUUCCUUCCUCCACUUCUCAUCCAUGCACCUUCCUCCCCCUUUCCAAGAUGACCAAUUUAGCUUCUCCAAUAUUCCAAGUUACAACUUUUGAAUUAUAUAACCAUCCAUUCAUCCACCCUUUUAAACCAUAAUAACAAGUUUUCUCAUCUUUAUAGUCUAAAAAAUAACUUAACAACCAUGGUUUUUGCAGAGGAGACAUCACAGAGUAACAAGAACUCAACUUCUUCUCCCUUGUUUGGUUUCAUAGACCUUUUCCUAUACUUAACAUUUUUCAACAAAAUCUACAUCUUCUUCUCAAGUUUUUUCUCUUUCCUUCUUUGCCACUUUCAAUAUGGUAGCUCAGAGUCAGAGGUAAGAGAGGAGAAGAAGGUUACAGAAUCUAAUGAGUCAAAUGCUGGCAUCAUUGAAAGAGAUGAAGUUAAAAUGGUGAUGGAAAAAAUGGGAUUUGUUUGCAACUCAGAAAGUGAGGAACUUAAUGAAAAGUAUGGUUCUAAGGAGCUUUGUGAAGUGUUUGAGGAGAAUGAGCCAAGUUUGGAUGAAGUGAAGCAAGCUUUUGAUGUUUUUGAUGAGAACAAAGAUGGUUUUAUUGAUGCAAUGGAGUUACAAAGAGUUCUUGUUAUUUUAGGAUUGAAAGAAGGAUCAAAAUUUGAGAACUGUCAAAAGAUGAUCAAGCAUUUUGAUGAAAAUCAUGAUGGAAGAAUUGAUUUCUUUGAGUUUGUAAAUAUUAUGAGAAAUCACUUCUGUUAGUUUGUUUGUUCCUUUGUUUAAUGAUAAUAUAAUUAAAGGCAUUUAUCUGUUUUUUA
Messenger RNA from Trifolium pratense (red clover), 855 nucleotides. Its product is annotated as probable calcium-binding protein CML46. The record is from RefSeq and is a predicted model, not a curated record. The transcript has a single exon. Bases 230 to 799 code for a protein of 189 amino acids. Gene Ontology annotation, molecular function: calcium ion binding. Lineage: Eukaryota; Viridiplantae; Streptophyta; Magnoliopsida; Fabales; Fabaceae.